Geodia barretti is the source of this 3523-nucleotide messenger RNA. NCBI's taxonomy places the organism in Eukaryota, Metazoa, Porifera, Demospongiae, Tetractinellida, Geodiidae. The record is from the annotation of a GenBank genome assembly.
AUCCCCCCAGUAGCCACACAGGAGUAGGUCCCACUCUCCUCCAGAUCCACUCCACACAGCUCCAACAAGGACACGGUGAACACGACCCCAUUCUCCUCCAACUCCAGGCUGUAGACGGAGGUCCUGGAAUCGUUGGCGAUAGCCUCUCCCUCGAAUGUCCAGGUGAUGUUGGGAGGAGGUUCGGAGAGACCGACGCAGGUGAAGAUGGCAGUGUUCCCGGCGGCAACCUCCGUGUUGGCAGGAGCGAUGACAAUUUCAGGUAAGGCAGAAGUGACGCUGACUCUAAAUUCUCCACUGGUGACGUUGGCAGACGGAAGAUAGGCAGAGCAAGAAUACACCCCCGCGUCGUCCAUGGUGAUUCCACAAAUCUCGAGAUAUGAGACUACAAACGUGGCUCCCUUGACCUCCACGGUCUCCUGAUAGAUCUUCACUCUCCCUUCCGCGGAUGAGUUGUACAGCUCCAUCUCGUUCAUCCACCAGGCGAUGCUGGGGGUGCUCGGCUCGCCCGAUGCCACACAGGUGAAGAUGCCGGUGUUUCCCUCCGUGAAGGUUCCAUUGUCAGGCUGAACAACAAUCUCAACCCUCUCAGCAGGCUGUACGGAGAUCUCAAAGACGCUCGUGGCGGUCCCAAACUCGUUGUCGGCUGUGCAGUAGUAGAGGCCCGAGUCUUCCGCGACGUCUAGACCGCAUAUCUCGCAGCGUCGACUGCACGAACGGGAUCCCUUGCUCCAUCACCACCUCAGUGAGAACGGUUAUCCGGCUGCUGUCGUUGGCUAGAACCGUGCCGUCUUUGAGCCACGAUAUGUCCGGAGUGGGGUCUCCGUAGGCGACGCAGACGAGGAUGAGCGUGUUUCCCUCGGUCGCAGUGGUGUUCGCUGGGACGAUCACCAACUCCGCAGGCGAUCCCGGUGGAGUCGAACCAGACGCCGAUCCCGAACCAGUCCCCGUGGCCCCUGUCCACAAGGCCGCCGUGCCGAGCAUCAGUAGCAGCAGCUGUCCUGCUGGUCGCGCCAUGUCGUGAAAAAGGCGCUCGUUCUUUCUCUCGUCAAAAAGUUAGAGAACGCGAAAGUUCAGUCGCACCUGGCUCGCGGCCAAGAUUUUAGCGUGCCACGGAUCCUCACGCGCAUGCGCAUUGCCGACUGAGCUAGAGCUAGCUAGCUAGACCGGGGGAAAAUGGCAGAUGAAGGAGAAGAGCCAAUGGAUGUUUCUGCCGCUCCGGCAGAAGAAGCAACCUCUAAACCUGCAGAUGCUCCUAAACCGGCCAAGAGAUCAACUCACGAACUUCCCUGGAUAGAGAAAUACAGGCCGACCAAACUGAAAGAAGUAGUGGGAAAUGAGGACACCAUUAGCAGGCUAGAGGUGUUUUCAAGAGAAGGGAAUGUACCUAACCUAAUAAUAGCGGGACCUCCAGGUACUGGGAAGACCACCAGUAUACUCUGUCUUGCCAGAACUCUCCUCGGAGCCUCCUUCAAAGACGCCGUCCUGGAACUGAAUGCUUCCAAUGAUAGAGGGAUUGAUGUGGUCCGCAACAGGAUCAAGAUGUUUGCCCACCAGAAGGUGACGCUCCCACAAGGGAGGCACAAGAUUGUCAUUCUCGAUGAAGCAGACAGUAUGACAGAUGGGUCUCAACAAGCUCUGAGAAGAACGAUGGAAAUCUAUUCAAAGACAACCAGAUUCGCCCUCGCCUGCAACACCUCCAACAAAAUCAUCGAGCCGAUACAGUCUCGAUGUGCGGUUCUGAGGUAUUCGAAACUGAGCGAUGCUCAAAUCCUCAGCAGACUCAUGGAGGUCUGUGACAAGAAAAGGUCAACUGGAGGGAAAAAACUCUACAUUUCUGUAUUGCUAGUGGAUGCCCUCAAUAAUCUUCAGUCAACGUACGCUGGAUUUGGUCACGUCAAUGCUACAAACGUCUUCAAGGUUUGCGAUGAGCCACACCCCCUGCUGAUCAAGGAGAUGCUGAACCACUGUAUCAGCACCGACAUUGACAGCGCUUACCUCAUUCUCAAGAGCCUCUGGGACAAGGGGUAUUCCCCUCAUGACAUCAUCACUAACAUCUUCAGAGUCUGCAAGACACAGCAAAUGGCGGAGUACCUCAAGUUGGAGUUUAUCAAAGAGAUUGGGUACACUCACAUGAGACUGACUGAAGGUGUGGACUCACAACUACAGCUCUCAGGACUUCUGGCAAGACUCUGCCUCAAAUCUGUCGACUCGCUCCUAAUACUCUUCUACCCACCCCCACAAGUAUACACCAUCUGACCAAUUCUCACAUAACUGUCUUUUGUCAUCUAUAAUUAUGUCAUAGAAGCUAAAUUCCACUAAUUGUGUGGCCUGCUAUAUAAACGGAAGUGUUAGCGAAAACACUUCAAGAUUAAAAAUUCACGUAAUUCACGAAUUAUUUACUUAUACUGUCUUUACCCUCGUGCUUUCAUUUGUAACAACAUACAGUUUUACAAGGGAGAGAAUCAUUGACUGUAUGAUAUUAGUGCUAGUUUGGCUGGAGCCCCUCGGCGAGGUAUAGUUUUGCAAAGGCAGCGCCGGCAAUCUCGGAUAUCUGCUGACAUCGGAGGUCGACCUGCUCACCAAUCAGGAGAGCCUCGAGUCGCUGAGGUGGGACCACGGGCUUGAGGCUCGACUCCUGCUCAAUUGCCUCGUCGGUCAUCGGGAGUGGCGGCUCGCCCGUCUUCUCCCGUCGCUCGUUUUCCUCCCUCCUCCGCUGGAGGAACUGCUGCUUCUGCUGCGCCUGCUUUGAGAUGUUCUUCUCGUAGCCGAGCAGCCGGUACGUCUCCAGCUGCAGCGACUCGACGUUCUCCAUCAGCAACUGAACGUUCUUCUGGAGGAGUUCGGUGGACGAGAGACCCAGGAGGGCAUUCGAAGGGAGGGUGGUGGAUUUGGGGAGUUCCUGGAGAAGGACGGAGGUGAGACGCGACGAUCUCAGAGUGACGGGCAACUCCACCAGAACGUCGCUGUGGACAACCCUGGCUUGUUGGACGCUCUCCGGAGUGAAGGGGUCAGAGGCGCCCAUCAUGGUGAGGAUCUGUGGUGUGAGGCGGUAGGCUUUGAGGCUGAGAGCCCCGCGAGACGUUUGGAGAGGAUCAUAGAUGAGAACGACAGACUCCUGGAUGGCUCGCUGGUAGCCCACGUGAGCCUCCAGGAACUCUCGAGACACGUGGGAGCCGAGAUACGUGGAUUGGUACCAGCCGACCUCGUGAUAGUCAACGUUCACCGUCCGCAGCUUCUUGAGUACGUUCUUCUGGUAUUCGAUCUCCUCGCGAGGGUUAUCCGUGGAGUCCUUGGGAAACGGGAAACAGUUGCUGAUUUCGAGCGUUUCGUCGACGACCACGCCCACCAGACAGCCAGUCACCCACUCGCUCCCGCUGCCCUCCUCCUGGCAGUGUUUGAUGAUCUUGAGGACCACGCUCCCGUCCAGCUGGACCUGCUUCACCUCCCGCACACUGCCUCUGGGCUUCCCACCGCUAGAACCACCGCUCGGAGCUGAUGCCAUUGUCAAUCACACGUGAGUAGU